AUGACCCGCGCCAAUGCCGAGGCACUCGACAAGGGGCGCGAGCUGUACGAGAAGAACGACAGGAUGGGCGCGCUGCGUGCCUGGGAGGCCGGCAUGGCGUCCAAGGGUGCUUCCUCUGGGGAGAGGGGGGUGAUGGCCUACAAUGCGGCGUGCGUGCACGCCUACUUCGGCGACGUGGAGCCGGCGCAGGUGGCGAUGCGAGAGGCGGUGGGCCAAGGCCUGGACCUGCUGGCGGCGCUGGAGUCCGGGGACAAAAGGCUGGUGCAGCUCCAGGCCUCGCCCCAGGUGCAGCGCCAGUUGGAGAAGAGCGGCCCCAAGCCCAGCGGCGUUCUGGAGCGUGACGUCUCGGACAUGCUCAGCACCGACAUCCAGGGCAUCGACAAGAGCGUCCUGGGCAUAAUCCGGCGAGUGCUCAUCCUCGUGGCGGUGCUCAUCUUCUUUGGAGUGGGCCUGUUCUACCUGGGCUUGAAUUCGUCGCUGGGGCCGCAGUGA
Auxenochlorella protothecoides is the source of this 492-nucleotide messenger RNA. RefSeq lists its product as hypothetical. The record is from RefSeq and is a predicted model, not a curated record. NCBI's taxonomy places the organism in Eukaryota, Viridiplantae, Chlorophyta, Trebouxiophyceae, Chlorellales, Chlorellaceae. The transcript has 5 exons. The coding region runs from base 1 to 492 and encodes 163 amino acids.